CGACACCUCGUUACUGCAUAUUACAUGGUAACGAAUUACAAGAUUAUCGAACUCGAAGAAUAAUUAGCGGGGAAAAUUUGUCGCGGUUAGUAAGCGUGAACGCUUUCGUUUUCUCAUGCUGGGGCGGCGCACGCGCCUGCGCCCGAGCGCCCUCAGUCGCUCCCGGCACUCCACCCGCUGACCACGCUCGGAAAAUGUACACAGAACUAGACCAUCAUGUCUCGUAAAAUAUUCCGCGCCGCGCUCUUUUACCUCCUAGUCCUAAGCCUCGAUGCGAAAAAAUCCAGGAGAGUCAAAACUACUAAACCAGAAGACGACAGCAGCCCGCAACCAAGUGUAGUUUCAUAUUCCACGUUUGGCUUUAACGAUGUUGGAUCCUAUGAUGGCUUUGUGCCCAGCUCUCCGGACUUUGCUACGUAUUUGAGCAGUAACGUUAACAACCAGGAUUCUCCUCCCCCGAGAUUGUACGGGCCGGCGUUUCCGUCGUCGUUAGAAUCGUCUGGAUUCGGUAAUGUUGAAUCACAGCCGCAAGAUGGCACCUUCAGUUCUGGUGAUGACAACAAUGCGCAGCCGAGCAUAUUGCAAUAUAGUUCAGCAUCCUAUUUCAACGCUGAUAGUAAUAAUGAUCAGGGCCAAAAUGGUUCGCCUGAGGAAAAGUACCGACGGAUAGUUGACGAAGAGAGCAAUUCGCCGGUGUAUGGAACUAAGUUGGGUGGCAAAAAUAAACAUAGAUUGUUUAACCAAUUUAAUGAAACUGCAGCAUUUGAUGUUUAUAGUAACGGAAAUUCUCAUCCUAGUGAAACAAGAUAUACACAUUUUAAGGUAACUGAUGAAACCACUCACGACACAAAACCAGCAUCAUAUGGUGAGUCGGCGAGCAGCCACCAAAACAUUUACAACUACGCUCCAACGUAUCCGCCGACCGAAGCAGAUGAAAUAAAGCCCUCAUCUAAUAACACAUAUUCCUUUAAUUUUCCCAAAGUAAUUGACUUUACCAAAUAUAAACAAUAUUAUCCCACAGCAGUAGAAAACAAAUUCCCUACUGCUACGUUUCAACCCGUAACAACUAAACAGAAAGACGUUAAACAAAACAAUAACUACGACAGUCACAAUACUAAUAAUUACGACAGUCAUAGUAAUAAUAACUACGAAAGUCACGGAAAUAAUUAUAAUUACGGAAGUCACAAUAAUAACUUCGACGUGCACAGUAGUAAUAAGAACUAUGAAAGUCAUAGUAGUAUCAGCUAUCCAUCGCAACCAUUCAAAAAUACCUAUGAAGUCAAAGAAGAAGAUCAAGAAAAUGAUCUUCCAAAACCAACUUCUUACACAAAUAAUGCUUAUUCAAACAAUUUUGUAAGUUACACUAGUCCCAAAUCCAGUUUAAAAGAUACAAAACCAGAUUAUGAUUACAAGGAUAAAGUAAAACCCACUCCGCCAUGGUCGUAUAACAAUACUAUUAAAAAUUGGAGAAACCCCGUAAAAGGCUACGAGUACUCCACUGAUUAUAGCAACAUGAGUUUUAAAUAUGAUACCAAUGUACUAGAAAAAGAAAAACAUACAAGAAAGAAACCAUUUCAUAGCUACACAGAUGAGCUUACACCCGCAAGCAGCAAUGUUGUAGAUUUAUCCGACUAUAAGUUCCCUGAAAGUGAGUACUCAAACUUUAAGAAGAUACCUGGUGUUAAAGCACAUUACGAAGACGAUGACUAUUCCAGCUUACAAACAAAAUACAAAGAUUUGUUUAAAUCUGAUGACUACAUUAAUCAAUUUAAAAACCUGUACAGUAACAAUAAUCCACCGUCAACAAGCUCUCUUUGGGGAAAUGUUUACAAAGGCCCGGAAUUCACAUCUCUGAAAUAUCCUUCAACAAAUUCUCACUUUAGUGAUGAGAUUACUAGCGAUGUAGUUCAUAUAAAACCCGGUUUAAAGAAUAAACAAAAGAAUAGAUACAGUCAUAAUAAAUACAGUGAUAGUAAACCAAGUGAAUGGUCAUUUCAAAAUAAAUACAGGCCUCAUAAAGUCAAUAAGCCUAACGAUUGGACUAAAGAUGUGUCUCUGACGAGAUUCAAGUCAGAGGAAGACUUGUUAGGUCUCAGAACUCACGAUACAUCACACCCUUCAUAUAUACCCUCGUAUAAGCCGUUUAACGAUGUAUCAGACGAAUUCGACUACAAGAAGCUCGUAGAAAAAUGGCGGCAAUCCUACCUUAAAUCAAAAUACAAGGAUUCGUUCCGCGAUUUCGAGACCUAUGCGUCAGAUGCGAAGCCCGUACAUGUACCAAUACCGAAGCCAUACGCGAUCGAAGUGCCACGGCCGGUGAUCGUGCCGGUACCGGAGCCAUACCCGGUCCGGGUGCCGAUACCCAAGCCUGUAGCCGUGCCGGUAAUCAAAGAGCUCAACGUGCGGAUCGAGAAACCCGUACCCUACCCGGUCUAUAAAAAGGUCCCAUACCCGGUGGAAAAACCUGUACCCGUGCCUGUUGAAAAGCAGGUACACGUUCCAGUGGUGAAGCCAUAUCCAGUGCCCGUGCCGCACAUAAGGCCGGUGUUCCACCACACGCGGCCUCAUGACGAGCUGGACGAGGCCGGUACGGAUGAUGAGGAGGAUUAUCUACCGCGCCCCGAUGGCUACAGGACGAGUAAGAAAGUGCCGUUUUCUAAGCGGCCCAACAGCCCGCGCUACCGCGACCGGCCACGUAGGCCCCAGCGAGCCCCGUACUACGACCGGAACAGAAGGCAGUGGCCUGACAGGAGGCCUACCAGGAGGCCCUCGGAGCUUCGUCCUUCGCCGUUUAGAUCUCCCUUCGAUGAUGAGUUUGAACGCAGUGACUAUUACCUGCACUGCCAGAGAACCAGACUCUGUUAGCGUUAUUUGUUUACUUCCUUAGUGCCAUUUGCACCAUCCCACUAACCCGCGGGUUAACCGGUUAAACCCUUUACCCAGUGUCAAAUUGUACUCGUAACCAUGGGAACUCCAGGGGAUCCUAUCUCAUCGCAUAAUAAUUGAUUGUCAUAAUGUAAUGUUACGCAUAUUUUUUCUCCAGCUGAAACAUAAAGUAUUUUCAAAAAUAUUUUGCAUAGUUUGUGUAGAAUAGGGUAGGUUAGGUUAGGUUUGUGUUAUAAUUUUUCAGAAAUGUUAAUAUUUCCAGCACAAUUACAACUAUGCGAAAUGAGUUUUAUGCGUAACAUUACAUUAGGACAAUCAAUUAUUAUGCGACCCAAUAUGGCCCCGAUCUCCAGGUUUAACCGGUUAACCCUGGGUUAUUGGUAUGGUGUAAGUGGCCCUUAGUGAGACUGGUUUAAAUUAUGUGAUGAAGCAAGCUUUGUAAUGUACUUAUCUAAUUUAUGUGACUGCUUCAAAUCAAAUUCUUAUUUUCAGAGAUAUUCGAAAUUGUAAUGUCAUUAUUAAAUCAAUAUUAACAUGGAAAUCCGUGGUCUCUGCCUACCCCUCCGGGAAAUAGGCGUGAUUGUAUGUAUGUAUGUAUGUAUGUAUAUUAACAUUAUUAUUACGCAGUAAUAAGAUUUUCACAGAUAAGAAAGUUCUAAUUUGCGAUUGUUGAACGCAACAUAGAUAAAGUUUCUUGAAGAAUAACCUUUUGAAUAAUAGCAGUUUUCAAUCACUGGUAAAAGCAGAGUAUGGGCUCAUUAGAAUGUGAGAUUUGCGUGUCAAUAUCAAAUAUAUUUUACCUUUUUCAGCGUAUUAUGAUUACCGUACGUUCUAAAAAACAGUAAGUAGCUUAUUUUUUUAUAUUUUGACUAUGUGCCAAUACGUAUAUCUUUUUCUGAAAAUUCUGUUAAUUAGUUGUUUAAUUUGAACAAAGAUUGAAUAGCAUUUUGUUAUAUUUGUAUAGUAAAUGUUAAGUGUUAUAGGUUGAGUAAAUAUUUGUAAU
Messenger RNA from Cydia fagiglandana, 3889 nucleotides. RefSeq names its product probable serine/threonine-protein kinase clkA. The record is from RefSeq and is a predicted model, not a curated record. The transcript has 4 exons. NCBI's taxonomy places the organism in Eukaryota, Metazoa, Arthropoda, Insecta, Lepidoptera, Tortricidae. The coding region runs from base 217 to 2865 and encodes 882 amino acids.